Molecule: messenger RNA, 6126 nt
Organism: Amoebophrya sp. A120
Lineage: Eukaryota; Dinophyceae; Syndiniales; Amoebophryaceae
Source: the annotation of a GenBank genome assembly
CUUCGUAGUGAAAAUCGUAGCUUCCUCCGUAGAUGGACUCGUUUUGCAUGCGAAGAGUCCGAUAAAGAUCUUCCCAAAAUGUUGCCCGGUCUGAGGCUCCGACCCUUGGCGAGGGUCCUUCCCCUGCUCCUGGUUUCCGCACCUGUGGCUACCGCAGUUGGUGCCGGGGGCCCAAGCGGUGGGCGAGAACAAAAAUGCAGGCCCGCAACAAGCACCUCCUGCAAGGAAGAUCGAGGAAGCGGCGAUAAUUUGUUGUCGUCGGAAGAUGUUGACUCGCACCAGAAAAUAAACAAGCCGUCCAUUUUAAAAGCGACGUCGCGCGGCUCGACUUGUUCUACCAGGCACCGUCAAAAACAACACGCGUGGUCCGUUCUUGCUGGACCUGCUAGUACUCCGUGCAAGCUUCUGACCUUGCUAGCCGCCUCGAGCGCCGGUGUGACGGCCGCAGCCGGCGAGCAGAGCGGGUUUUUGCGAGGGCAACUAGCGGGGGAAGAUUAUGGCGUACAAGGAAUAUCGGGAGCAGGAGGCUCACGUAGUGGUCAACAGCAUUUCUCCGAUGAUAUUUUACCACCACCACCACCAUCUCUAGUACUACCACGUUUUUCUGCCGCCCCCGUUGCGCCACCAAGACAAGGACAUCAUGCAGCAGCUUCCACCGCAAUUCCGUACAGCGAAGAUAUGAAUUUGUUCGCGGACUUGCCGUACCCCGGGGACGCGCAGGUGGAGGACGAGUUGGCGCGCGGGCUGCGGAGCUUGCAUUUAUUCGGGAGGACCACGCCGCCGGGGACGAUGAAGCAGCCGGAGAAUUUUUUUGAGAGGAAUCACUCCAAUUAUUCUCCCGCUGGUGGAGAGCAGCAGCGCGAACUGGAAAAAGGAGCCCCCAAAAUCUUGAUCACAACUCCACGCAGCUUUGUCCAGAAUGCUUCCGCAGCAGAAGUCCCAUCCACGACCGGAAGUGGUUCCAGCACUUCUAAAGGUGUCAGUACUUCUAAAUUUUUCUCGCCGACGAGCUCUCAGCAGCAGCUCCCAGAGGUGGACCGCAUGUUUCUGCACGCGGCCCGUCUCGGCGGUUACGUACCAGUGUUGCCGGCCGGUGGUGUCAACCCGGUCUGGGUUGUCUCCGACGCCGCGGCCUCCACGGGGGGUCAUGACGCAGCAGCAGUUCUGCCCCCGGGGUUGAUUGGACACGACGGAAGUAGAAAGGACCACGCUGCUAUUUUGGACGGCUCCUCCUCCAAAGGAGAAAACUACAGGUACGAAAAUUUCCUCUCCCGAAAAACAAGCAAAACUGGCCCCGACCACCAGGCGGCCCCCGAGAAGUGGUUUAGUACUUCUACCACGAGGACUCUCACCAGUUCUAUCCAAACCACGACCCGCGCCCCACUCGUCGUUGGGCCGUGUUUCCAAGUGAAGCAGAUCGUGCGGGUGUUAUCGCAGUUGAAGGACGGCACCGGGCACGUCGAGGACAGUAUCUAUUCCAGAGAAAAAAGCAGGCAGGGCAUGUUUGUAAUGCAGAAAGUUCGGGGCGGCCCCAUAGCAUGCUGGUUAGGAUUAUAUGCAAUACAGAUUUUCUUGUGUAUUUAUUUUUGCAUUACAAAUGUGACCUGCCUGCUUUUUUCUGUGUGAUAGUAUCAACGGGAUUCUCAGGCUGUUGCCCUUUGGCGUGGACCGAGACUCGUUGCGGAAAUUGCUGGAAACGGUAUUGUUUCUGGCUUACGGCUUCACGACGUUUAUUAUUGUUUCUGUCUUUAUGCACAAGAACUUCUUUCAACAGCAUUUUGAUCUUAUUAUGUGUUUUUCAUUGUCAACAUUUGCAACGGUCGUUGGGAAAAAUGCAAGUGCGACUGUACCGCAAUCACUUGUCACAGGCGACCGACCUGGACUCUUUCCUGGAUCAAGUCCUGAACCGUCUCCGAACCGAUCCGAAACAGGGCGAAGACUUGGUGCAGUUCCUGUUGCAGUUCGCGACCGAGUGGUACCCAAACACGCCGCUGACGCAUUUGGGCCACAGUUCGGUGGUCGUGCAGUAUAACAACGAAAAAGACAUCGCGCCCGUGGUCGACCUGUUUCCGGGAGACGACGAGAAAAUUUCGAAAGGACUGGUGCCUAGUGACAAAAACCAUCCAGGCGAGGAGGCGAAUUCCUUCGAAGGCGACGACGAUGACAGCGGCAGCAUUUGCCUCCGCUACCAAGUGAACCUGGACAACAAAUGGUUUGGGAGCAUUGCGGCCAUCGCGACCGGGGUCACCACCGUGUGGCUCACCGGGCUCACGGCCUACCUCUGCAAGCUGCACGCGCAGCAGCGACAUCUGCGUGCGCGACUGGAGUUCGAGGAGUGCCAGCGCCGCUGGCAUGGAAGAAACGCGCAGAUGGCCAGCGAGAACGCGCGGCUAAAUACGGUGUUAGCACAGUUGGAAACCCGGCUGGCGCAGCACCACGAGGACGCAGCAGCUGCUCUGGAAGCUAGUAGCCUGCAAAACACGGUAGUUGCGUUACCCUAUUGCUAUUCCGCCCCCGCGGCCGAUGUUGUGAGCGGGGGCACGAGUGCGAACAAUCCGGAAGACGAGCACGAACACGGCCUCCCGGCGGAGAGUAACACAGAGAUGAACAUCAGUACUACAACAACUUCACCUCCCGCUACGAUCAACAAUCCGCCCGAAAAUAACACCUCCGAAGAUCGUAGCUACUCCGGCCUUCUCCUCCGCCUGCGAGAGAUGCGAGACGCCGAGCACAGGCAUAGGCAGGGCGGUUUAGAGGAUGUGGAAGAGGAACAGCAGCAGCUUCGAGUUGAUGACGAUAGGUACCUGCGCCGCGACAGUUUUGAGGAUCUUCCAGUACUGCCACCCGAGCCCCCGCUGGACGCGAGCCGGCAGCGGCUGUGCGCACCGCCGGUGAACUCGCCGGAAAGGAUGCUGAGCCGCGAGAACUCGCCAGAGCAGACCACGUAUCACACGAAAAAAGUGUUACAGUUACACAUUUGUUGGCAAUUCAGCAACACAAAUUUCUCGAGAUGAGAGGGAAAACCUGCAAUGCAGAAAUCCUACGGGAAAACACGUACGAAGCAAGGCUGCUAUGCAUAUCUAGCAUGACAGAGCUUGUCUGUCUUGCUUAGUCUGCAGUACAGUGUGUAACUGUAACACUUUUUUCUUGCGAUACCACGGUGGCGAGAAGUGGUAGAACGGGAGUGAUUCCAGAAGAGGACGACGAGUUUCCGGAUGUUUCUCACACCGCGCCUCCACCUCCCCGCGAAGUCAGCUACACGGAAAAGGUUUUCCACCUGUUACGACAGCAGGAGCAACAAAGGUCCCAACACCCCCCGCGGCCAACAACCGGCGACAACAACUGGCCGCGAACCUCCACGGGGUCUCUGAUCUGGCCGCACAGUAGUUCGGCCUCAAGAACGUCGUCCCGAGGGGAUGGAGGUGUUUUAAACACGUCUGAUGAUGUGCUAGGGGAAAGCAGCAGGGAUUCCGUGUUGAACAGCGGAGAGCCCAACAGAGACGCCAAAAUUUCUACCACAGGAGCCGGCGAUGAACAUAGUUCCUCUAGAAGUACUUCUUCUACCUCGAAACAACUACUCACCCGCAGUCGCGAGGGCCUCCACGCGCAGGUGAAUCUCAUCCCCGAGGAGGUUCUCAUGUCGCCUUCUAUGGGAGCCGUGGCUACUGGUUCGAGCUCCACGACGGCGGGCGCAAGUAGCUCCCCCUCCUCCUUUCUCCAGCUGCCGCGAAAGCGGCCCACGGUGCACAACAUCGCGACUCCGCGGGAGGAUAUCCUGUGCAAAAGUAUCGUACUCGUAUUGCAGUCAUGCAUUGCCAAUAUUUUUCUGAAGCUAAAUCCGCAUUACGAAUUUCAUUUCUCAUGCUGAGGAAGUUUGUGAUGCAUUAUUAUACGAGUGCGAUGCUUUUGCAAUGCAUAGAGGAGACGUCAUUCUCGGAUGAGGAGCAGGCGGAGUUGGAAGAUGAUUUACAUAUGCAGUGCAAAUAUGUUUGCUUUCGGAAACUUCUGAUGCGAAAACACGAAUGACAAGAAACCGACUCCAAUACGGAGCCACGCAUGAGAAACUCCUGAGCGCUUCAGCUUCUGUAGUGUGCCACCCGCAUGAGAAAGCGCGUUUUUUGCAUGACAAAGAGGUAGCGCUAUUCCAGCACAUGCAUCACGGAGUUCAGGGGUACUUAAGUACCUAUGCCGGUUUGACAUUUUUACAAGUCUGCCAUUCUUCCCGACUCAGAUCGAUAUUUGCAGCAUCCAUAUCACAAGACGUGCGACAUCAAAUCAACGAUAUACCACGUCGGGACCCCUUCGAGCAGGCAGAAGACUUGGCGAACCACCAGCUGGAGAGAAGUGAUGAUCGGAUGACGGUCGAUUCGCUUGCCACUUCUGUCGACGGGAUCGUUCCUCUGGUGGACGACGAGCAGGUCCUUGUGGGGGAGAAUGACCAUGAGACUCCGCCGCGGCCGGUGACUACUACAACACCGGUAGUUGUGGACCACGACGACGACCAAGUGCUCAGCCGCGAGUCCCACGACCCGCCGGCGUCCAACCAGCCGGUCGUGCCGGUAGAAGAGAAGGUGGAAGUCGAGAGCACGGUAUUAAACAUGAGUGAAGAAAAAGAUUCUUCGCCUGGUACCGCCAAAGUAAAUCACGCCGAGAAAUUUUUACAUCUUGAAGCGAGCCCCGGUGAAAGUGAAAAUCCUUCGUCCAGCGCAGUAGUCGUCGAGCCGGAGUUGCAACUUGCCAUCACCGAACUUCCGCUUCCGGAGGUAUUCCUCUCCCACGACGGUUUUCGGUUUGAACGCGAAGAGAGCUCCUCCAAAACGCUACGCACUGCAAAAGCAAAUCGUACCGACGUAGUAAUUGCAGUUAUGCAUGACAAAUCUAACUUUCUACCUGGUAUAGCAUGACAAAUUGCAUUUUGUUUUUAAAGAAUUUGUGAUGCGGUUUUUUAUACUACCAGUUGUGCGAUGCUUUUGCAAUGACGAUAAACGCCCACUUCCGACAGUUCGGGCGACAAAGUGCCGGCCAACGUAGCGGACGCCGUCAUGCGCAUCGAGCCGGGGAGGAGGCUGCGGGCGACUGCGGGUGGAAGUAGUAGUUCCGUGGCAGCGGGUCAUGCUGGAUCCACAUCCAUGGCUGAAUUGCUAGAGCACCCGUCAGACGAAGCAGGGAGCAGUAGUAGUACUACCGGAGUACUAGAUCAUGCGACACCGACCGGGGCAGCAGCCAGCUCUACAUCUACUUCCACAACGGGUGCCGCUUUUCGCACGCGCAAGUUCCAGCGGAGAACUGGGUCAGACGCUUCUUCGCCGAGACCGAUGGACCAGAACCCGGACAAGGUUGGGCUCAACAUCUUCGUGCCAGGGGACCACCGGGCCACGCCGAUGCCGAAGGGAUGAGUGAAGUGUGCCAGGCGUGCGUGGCUACUUAUGAAGGAGUAGUAGAAUGCGCUAAGUAAGUGUGCCAAUGCUAUACCAUGAUAAGAAUAAAGUCUGAGUUUUUUGAGAACAAGACGUACAUUACUACAGAACCGCCCAGUACUUGUCGACAAGGAAAAAGUUUUGCCAGUAUUUACAAUCCUAAAAAGAUAUCGGAAUGAAUGAAAAUUCUGCAAAAAUGAACAACUCUCUAGGGGUGUGGAAAGAUGCGUAGAGAAGUAUGCAAAAGCGGCUACAGGCAAAUGAAUUUAUUUCGUCAAAAAUGCAUAUCCGUUGUGUAAUCAAAUGAUAUUUGUUAUUUUUGUCGCAAAACCUCUAUUUUUGCAUUUGGAAUACACAAAUAUAGGCACGACCGCAUUGGUCGUUGCGUGAAUAAAAUGACUGCUGAAAUGAACGUGCUUUUCUCUACAUUAGUAGCACCUCGGUGCUUUUCGUCUAGCUAUCAAAAAUGACGUUUAAUAAUACGGUAAUACUGAAGAAAUUGAUUGAACGCCAUAUUAGCCAACUACUACUGUCCGGCUUGUGUCGUUUUCGCCACGUGUAACACAUACACAGCAAGUCGAAGAAGUCCCGAAAUACGUUUUUCCGAUCCCAACUCUGUUGAGAACACGACACCAGAUCUGCGCUGCUUCUUUCCAAAUUCAAAAGGUGAGUUUGCUUAUCUCAUCGAGCUUUAGGACAUACCGAAAAG